UGAAACGGUUCUAUGGAAGGUUUGAGUCCCUGCUUAUCACCUCACGUGGCGCACUAAGAUAGCUCCUGACUACGAUCAACUGUUGGGGUAACUCAUGACUAGUAUUGCAACAUCUAGUGCCUAAGUAUGAAUAUGACUGCUCUUCCUGACAUCCAUCUCUCAGCAUCUUGUCCAUAUUCUAGAAGGCAGCCAAUAUGUCUACCGACCCGUCAUACCAGGAGAAGAACCUACAGAUAGGAACACAACCAGAGGACCCGGAAAAGCUCGAAGGGGUUACCGAAGACUUCGAAGUCUUCAAGCAAACCAAGGAUGGAGUCAACUUCCGGACUGUUGGGUGGCCAAUGGCUACCGUCAUCUUUUUAAAGACAAUCUUCGCUCUUGGUGUCCUGUCUAUUCCGGCAGCAAUGUACUCGCUAGGUGCUGUUGGAGGAGCACUCAGUGUCAUCGGCUGGCAAGCCCUCAACACAUACACUGCAGUCCUCCAAGGAGACUUCCGGAACAACCACCCGAGAUGCCACAGUAUCGCCGACAUGGCUGGAGUUGUUGGAGGACCUAUCAUGAAGGAGGUGACUGGUGCACUCUUCAUCAUCGCCUAUGUCAUCCUUACUGGAUCUGGUAUUGUCGGAGUAUCAAUCGGCAUCAACGCCUUGUCACACCAUGCGGCUUGCUCAGUUUGGUGGGCCGUCCUGGCUACAGUCUUUGUGGCUCUCGCAGCAUCGGUUCGCAAGUUCCACCAGAUCGGGUGGUUGACAUGGAUAGGAUUUGCAUCCAUCUUCAUCGCCGUCUUCAUCUUGGUCAUCGCCGUUACCACCCGCGAUCGUCCAGCAGCUGCUCCUCAAACCGGCGAUUACGAAUUCGGCUUCUACGCCAUUGCCUACCCAAGUUUCGCAGCAGGCAUGGUCGCAUCUUGCACCAUCUUUGUGUCAGGCGCUGGUACUAGUGCUAUGCUUCCUGUCAUUUCCGAGAUGAAGAACCCAAGAGACUACCGCAAGGCUUUGUUCAUCUGCAUGGCCAUCGUGACUGCUGCAUACCUCAGCUUCAGUCUUGUUGUCUACCGCUGGUGUGGAAAGUGGGUCGCUAGUCCCUCUCUGGGCAGUGCUGGUCAAACCAUCAAGAUGGUCUGCUAUGGUAUCGCUUUGCCUAGUCUGGUCGUCAGCGCCUGUCUUUACCUCCACGUCGCGGCAAAAUACAUCUUCGUACGCGUCCUUCGCGAAUCACCCCACCUCCAAUCCAACACCAUGGUCCACUGGGGUACAUGGCUCUCCUGCACGUUCGGUCUCGCUGCAGUUUCCUUUGUGCUCGCCGAAGCAGUACCAAUCUUUGACUACUUGCUCUCUCUCGCCGGCAGCAUUUGCUUCGCACCCCUGGCCAUCUCCUUGCCAGCAUGGCUCUGGAUCCACGACCACAUGCAUUAUCGCAAGGGAAGUGCCAUCAAACAGUUCUCAUUCUGGAUGCAUGCUUUGUUCAUCCCAUUGGGUAUCUUUGUCAUGAUUGGAGGCACUUAUGGUGUAGUGGUGCAGAUCAAGGAGGCAUACGCUUCCGGGCAGAUUGGGUCUGCUUUCUCUUGCGCGGACAAUUCGAACUCUACUUGAG
Aureobasidium pullulans EXF-150 is the source of this 1593-nucleotide messenger RNA. RefSeq lists its product as uncharacterized. Bases 195 to 1592 code for a protein of 465 amino acids. Gene Ontology annotation, molecular function: amino acid transmembrane transporter activity. Gene Ontology annotation, cellular component: vacuolar membrane. The record is from RefSeq and is a predicted model, not a curated record. Lineage: Eukaryota; Fungi; Ascomycota; Dothideomycetes; Dothideales; Saccotheciaceae. The transcript has 2 exons. Gene Ontology annotation, biological process: amino acid transmembrane transport.